This is a messenger RNA of Gongylonema pulchrum, 726 nucleotides long. The record is from the annotation of a GenBank genome assembly. NCBI's taxonomy places the organism in Eukaryota, Metazoa, Nematoda, Chromadorea, Rhabditida, Gongylonematidae.
AUGGUACUUUCAGAAGAUUGGUCGCCAUGGACAGUAUGCACGGAUGAGUGCGGCGGAUGCGGCGUACAAAAUCGCUCAACAUCAUUGCCGAACAGUACUCACGUGGUGCACGUGCGUCACUGCAAUAUGGCGCCGUGCGAUGAAGAGGAACCAUGCUGUAAACCGUUUGUUCUCAAGAAUGGCAAAUGCGCAGCGCAAAAACAAGCUCAACAGACCUCGUCUGCAUUCAGUACCGCUCAGAACGAUACUGAUGGCUUAGCGUUCGCGUGGAAUGGCACAGGGCCAGUACCAUCAAAAUUUAAUGAAAACCUCAACGAUACCAGCGACCCUGAUUUAGCCAUUCUUCUUGGAGUCAAUGGAAACGGUACUACUGAUCAGCUUGGCUCGACUUCGAAUGGCACUGCAGUCGCUGGCAUAGGAGAUGUUGGUAUCGACGACGAAGGAAGCAGCGAGGAAAUCCAAGCCAGGCUGCAAGCCGGCAGCGUCCAAGUUGUCCAAGAGAGCAUCGAAGUGGACAUCCUGCAUGAUCCGCGGCGAAGAAAAGGAAAGCGAAGACGCGGUGGAAGACGUGGCUACAGACGACGACAGCGAAAGGGACAACGCGAUGCAGUUGGGAAGCCAGUGGACAAACAGAGGGACACAGAAAUUGGUAAGCCGAAGAAGGAAUUCGAUCCCCAGGUCUUUUAUCCCGACUAUUAUGAGUACUACUACUAUUACUAUUACUGA